CUGCGCAGGUGCUCUCCCGGCUUCCGGGAGGUACCGGCGCGAUGGGACAGAAGGCCAGUGUCGCUGAAUAGCGGCGGCGUAGGGGCGUGCUGGCCACCGGUCCGGCCCGAGGGCUCAAGUCUCGGGUCUCUGGAGCGGCCAGGGAGCGCGAAGAGAACCUAAGGUCGCUGCCCGCCGCCACCACCAGGCAUGUCAGCCGAGGCCUCGGGCCCGGCGGCAGCCGAGGCACCGUCCCUGGAGGUCGCUAAGCCCUCGGGUCUCGAGCCUGGCUCCGUCGCCUACGGUCUCAAGCCACUGACCACGAACAGCAAGUACGUGAAGCUGAACGUGGGCGGCUCGUUGCACUACACCACGCUGCGCACCCUCACCGGACAGGACUCCAGGCUCAAGGCCAUGUUCAGCGGCCGCGCGGAGGUGCUCACUGACGCCGGAGGUUGGGUGCUAAUUGACCGGAGCGGCCGCCAUUUUGGUACAAUUCUCAACUACCUGCGGGACGGGUCUGUGCCUCUGCCUGAGAGCACCAGAGAGCUGGGGGAGCUGCUGGGAGAAGCCCGCUACUACCUGGUGCAGGGACUGAUUGAGGACUGCCAACUGGCACUGCAGCAAAAAAGGGAGAACGUGUCCCCGCUGUGCCUCAUCCCCACGGUGACAUCUCCCCGGGAGGAGCAGCAGCUCCUGGCUAGCACCUCCAAGCCCGUGGUGAAGCUCCUGCACAACCGCAGUAACAACAAGUACUCCUACACCAGCACUUCAGAUGACAACCUACUUAAGAACAUCGAGCUGUUUGACAAACUGGCCCUGCGCUUCCACGGGCGGCUGCUUUUCCUCAAGGAUGUUCUGGGGGACGAGAUCUGCUGCUGGUCUUUCUACGGGCAGGGCCGCAAAAUCGCCGAGGUGUGCUGCACCUCCAUUGUCUAUGCCACGGAGAAGAAGCAGACCAAGGUGGAAUUCCCAGAGGCCCGGAUCUUUGAGGAGACCCUGAACAUCCUGAUCUACGAGACUCCCCGAGGCCCAGACCCAGCCCUUCUGGAGGCCACAGGGGGUGCAGCUGGAGGUGGUGGGGCUGGCCGAGGGGAGGAUGAGGAGAACAGAGAGCACCGUGUCCGCAGGAUCCACGUCCGGCGCCACAUCACCCACGAUGAGCGUCCUCAUGGCCAACAGAUUGUCUUCAAGGACUGAGUUUUGCCCUGAAUUUUCCUCUAGCCACUGGGACUUGAGUCCCUCUCUCUUUUCCUCCUCCCCUUCCCAGAUCUUUGCCCCGGCUUUGCUGGCCAAGUCGUGGGUCUCCCUUCCAUCCCUUCAUCACAUGGUACAGUUCACUUUGGCCCUUUUCCAUCCAUUCCCACCUCAUUGCUAACCACACGGUACAUUCCAGCCCCUCCCCUCAGAAGCCUUCCGAAGGCCUACGUUUGUUCCUUCAUCCCCAUCCUUGUCCUGCCCUCUCCCCUCACCAGCUGGUUUAGAAGGAUUUAGAAUUCCCUUUCUCUUUUUUUAGUACAUCGUACACGCCAAAGUGUCAAGCCAGCCCGUAAUAACACCCACCGCGUUCUGAGCCGCCUCCUCACCGUUGUGCAGGGUUGUUCGCUCCCUCCUCCUCCCCGCCACCCUCCCUACUUCCUUAAUAUUAGGCUGGCCUGGGCCUGCACCAGCUCAGCGUCUUCCCAAUUUGUUUCAUAUUAUUUAUUAUUUUAAUUUUCUAUUAAAUUAUUGGAAUAAAGUCAAGUUGAG
This is a messenger RNA of Odocoileus virginianus texanus, 1728 nucleotides long. RefSeq names its product potassium channel tetramerization domain containing 13 (gene KCTD13). Lineage: Eukaryota; Metazoa; Chordata; Mammalia; Artiodactyla; Cervidae. Gene Ontology annotation, biological process: proteasome-mediated ubiquitin-dependent protein catabolic process; protein ubiquitination; negative regulation of Rho protein signal transduction. Gene Ontology annotation, cellular component: Cul3-RING ubiquitin ligase complex. Gene Ontology annotation, molecular function: ubiquitin-protein transferase activity; protein binding. The record is from RefSeq and is a predicted model, not a curated record.